Helianthus annuus (common sunflower) is the source of this 1113-nucleotide messenger RNA. RefSeq lists its product as uncharacterized. Lineage: Eukaryota; Viridiplantae; Streptophyta; Magnoliopsida; Asterales; Asteraceae. The transcript has a single exon. The record is from RefSeq and is a predicted model, not a curated record. The coding region runs from base 40 to 900 and encodes 286 amino acids.
CCCCACCACCAUCUCAAUCUCUUAAAGUCUUUAACUACAAUGGUUUCCAUUUGUGCUUCUUUGCAUCUUCACAUGGAUAUACAACUCAUGCUACCCUCACCGGCGACCACCACCACCACCCCCUACACCACCGCACCUUCCACUCCUCACCACUACCCCAAUUACUACUACAGCGCCCCAACCAGCCCAAUCCACACCACCUUUCACCACGACAACAACGAUAACGAUAACGACUACGAUGACGACGACGACGAUUUCGCAUUCGAUUUCAGUGGACAGCUAGAACCACCGUCUAUCUCCGCAGCCGACGAGCUCUUUCACUGCGGUCAAAUCAAAACAUCAAACCCCCUCUUAACCCAUCACCAUAACCCCCCAACAUUUUCCAAAAAAAGCUCCAAUUCUUUCACUGCGGCAUUUCAUCAAACACCUGGUGAGCAACAAACCCAACCCCCUCAAAACCCACGUGAAACAACGUCCCCUUUCAGAAUUUCCGAUAUUCUAUCCGAACAAGAUAAGUUAGAUACCAACAACAAUCAGAAAUAUUCUCUGACAUGGUACAAUAGAUGGAACCUGAAGAACCUGUUACUGUUUAGAAGCACAUCAGAGGGUAGUGCGAGAAGGAGGAAAGAGCCGGUGAAUAGAUACGCGAGAGUAACGAAAGGGGAUGAGGAUGUGAAGAAUUCGAGCUUUCGAAGCACGGAGAGUUGUGGGUCGAGUCGGAGAAUGGUAAGAAGGGUGUCGGCCCAUGAGAUACAUUAUACGGCGAACCGGGCGGUGGCGGAGGAGAUGCGGCGGAAGACUUACUUGCCGUAUAAGUCCGGGUUGUUAGGGUGUUUGGGGUUUCGUAAUAACAUCGGUGUCGGUACCACCAGUAGUGGUCAUACGUUAAAUAUAUACUAGUUGUUUUUGUUUAUGGAUCAUGACAAAAAGAUGUUACGUAAAAGUAACUAUGUGUGUUUUUACUCAAUAAUUGACUCGUUUUUAUCUCAAUGAUAACUUUGUAAAGUUGUUUUGAAAUGAGAUAAAUGAAACUUACUAGGUUAGUAGCAGACCGAGUUAUUUCUUCGUUGUUGUGCGACUGUUAUUGGUAACGGAAAUGAAAGUUAUGAGUGA